This is a messenger RNA of Pedinophyceae sp. YPF-701, 3954 nucleotides long. NCBI's taxonomy places the organism in Eukaryota, Viridiplantae, Chlorophyta, Pedinophyceae. The record is from the annotation of a GenBank genome assembly.
AUGCCGCCUGAGGUGCUGGAGUUCGUGAGGGGCUUCACGGGCAGGGCCCUCGAGGCCCUGUAUCGCGACGCCAGCGCGGCCGGCGGGGCGAGCGGCAUCAAAGACACCAAGGACCAGAUCGGAGUGCACAGGUUCGCCCUGUACGAUGCGAUGGAGGAGCUCUUUGGCCCUGAGAACACCCCACUUGCGGGGCCGGCAGCGAAGACCGACGCCGCAGCUCCCAUCCAGGUGCCGCCGGAGCGGGCCUGGCAUUCUUCGGGGACAGAUACGCCUCGCUGCGAGCCCGUGCCCGCCGCGUCUGCCAGCGGGGGUGUUGCCGGUGACGCUGUGGAGGCUGUCGGCGCCGUGAAGGGCGCGGUGGAGGAAGCGGCAGAGAACUUCGAGGUCGCCAAGGACUUCGUUGGGGACGUGACCGAGCUGGUCGCUGCGACGGGCAAGGGCGCGGACUUCCUUGAGAAGGUGGGGUCGAUCGCGGCCCCGGUGGCGGGUUUCGUGACAAGCGUGAUGGAGUCGGCGCCGUGGCUCGGGCCCGCGGUGAAGGUGUGCGCGAAGCUAGUCGCGGGGGUGCAGGCGGUGCACGCUGCGAAGGGGAGCUGCCUGGAGCUCGCAGAGAUCGCACGCACCGUCGCCUCGACCCUGGACAAGCACAAGAGCAAGAUCAAGCAGGGCGCAAAGACUUCGCAGCAAGUGGACAGCCUGAAGGGCGCGCUGGAGGAGGGCGUGGAGCUGGUGACGAAGUUCAGCAAGCGGUCGUUCCUGGUCAAGCUAUACUUCUGCAGGCGGACAGAAGAGGAGUUCCAGGAGGUCACGACGAACAUCCUGCGUCAGGUCGACCUGAUGCAGUUCGACGUGAUCGUCGACGUGUCGGACGCGGUGAACGACGUGAGUGCGGGCGUGCAGGAGGUGAAGCAGGUCGUGGCGGCCAUCGAAAGCAAGAUGUCGACCGGGGGUAUGUUCAGGAACGACGAGGACGAGGCGCUGCGGAGGAAGAUCGAGGACCUCGGCGGCAUGAGCGCGGUGCUGAGCAGCGACGACGCGCUGGGCGACGUGAUCAACAGCAUGGGCGCGCAGGGGCAGGUGGUGGCGGGGCUGACGCGUGAGGUGGCGGCGUCGAUGGAGCAGCUGAUGGAGUUCCACAGGAAGGGCACGCACAGCGUGAUCCGGAACGACGAGCUGAGGGUAUUCUGGAGCGAGCACAUCAAGGGCAACGAGGUGGACACGAGGACGUUCGUCACGCAACUGGCGGCUUGGCUGCGCGGUGUGUCCUUCGAGCAGGAGCUGGCGACGCAAGUUGACGCGAACACGGACAAGCUGAUCGUGGAGCUGAACUUGGUUGAUGACGUGUCGAUCGCUACCUUCAAAGUCAACCCCAGCCUCGUCGACAGCGUGUUCCCGGCGAACAAGACCGUGGCCGCGAGGCUGCAGGAGAUGCUCGGGAGCGGCGUCACGUACUGCACGGUUCCCGACCUGCCCGACCCGUUGCAGCAGCGCGAGGACGACGUGGAGACCGUCGUUGCCGCGCUGGACGAGAAGCCUGUUGCGGUCGUGCACGGCUCCCCUGGAUCAGGGCGGCGCGUGCUGGCGCACAUCAUUGCGCGCGAGGUGAUGAAGGAUCAUCCGGCGGGACUGUUGCACGUCGACUUGAAAGAGACAUGGCGGUCGGAAGAAGACAUCGUGAAAGAGGUGGGGCUGCAGCUGGGGCGGGACUGGAAGCAGGCGCGCGACAUGACGGACUUCUUGGAGGCGACGACGCGCGUCCACAGGGGCUCGGUGCUGCUGGUGAUCACGGGCGUGACGUCAGAGCUGUGGGCGCAGGCGCGGCGAGGCGGGGGGCGGGGUCUGAGGCCGUUGGUAACGGGGCUGCUUCAGAGGCUGAAGGAGGGGAGCCUGCAGGUGCUCGGACAGAGACAGGGGCUGUCUCUCGUCGUAACGAGCGAGGCCGAGCUGGACGUCGCGGCCUUGGAGGAAGACAUCAAGAAGGCUGUCAGACACAUCAGCAUCAAACCUCUCGACGAACGGGGCCUGGCGAAGCUCCGCACGCAAACGCGUCGGCGUGCCCCCUCAUCAUCUGGCAUAGCUCACGACGGCGGCCUCGCGGACGACCUGCGGGAGGCGAUGGUCGGUCUGGGGGUGUUUCCUGGGUCGUUCAACCUUGAGGCGGCCACGGCUGUGCUGGACAGGCUGGACGCUGCGCCGCUCCUGCGCAAGCUGGUCGACGCGGGCUACCUCCAGCUGUGGCGGGAGAGCGGGCGAUGGGAGCUGGGCGAGGAAGGGCGCCGAAUGGCCGAGACCCUUGCCAGCGGCGACCGCACGAGCUUGGCCCGGCGCGCCGAGAGGCGGUUCGUCGACUACGUGGAGAAGCUGACGGAGCGCCUGAAGCGAUGGGCACAAGGCAGCGAGCAGCUACAAGCGCGGAUGAUCUUCAUGCGGGAGCGGCACAACAUUCUCCGCGCUGCGGAGGUUUGCAGCGACGACGAUUUCGCUUUGCUGGGGCACGUGGGCUUCCUGCUUCAACGCGACGACGACAUGAAUGGCGCCGUCGCACUGUACCAGCGGGCGCUGCGAGGGUGCGAGCGCAACCAUGGAGACGAGAGCACUGCAGCUGCUUCUAUUCUGAACGCGCUGGGCAACGUCAUGCAGGACCAGAACAAGCUGGACGAGGCGAUGCGGCUGUGCGAACGUGCGCUGCGGAUACGGGAGCAGGCGUACGGUCCGGAGCACACUGACGUGGCGGCGACGCUGGGCAACAUGGCCAACGUCAUGCGGCAGCAGGGCAGGCCGGACGACGCGAUGCGGCUGUACGAGCGCGCGCUGCAGAUCGACGAGCAGGUGUACGGGCCGGAGCACAGUGAGGUGGCGAAGACGCUGGUGAACAUGGGCGGCGCCAUGCAUGAGCAGGACAAGCUGGACGACGCGAUGCGGUUACGAGACAAGCUGGACGAGGCGAUGCGGCUGUACGAGCGCGCGCUGCAGAUACAGGAGCAGGUGUACGGGCCGGAGCACAGUGCGUUGGCGGUGACGCUGAACAACUUGGCCAACGUCAUGGGGGACCAGAACAAGCUGGACGAGGCGAUGCGGCUGUACGAGCGCGUGCUGCGGAUACAGGAGAAGGUCUAUGGACCGGACGACACUAAGGUGGCGAAGACGCUGUACAACAUGGCCACCGUCAUGGGGGACCAGAAGAAGCUGGACGACGCGAUGCGGCUGUACGAGCGCGCGCUGCGGAUCAAGGAGCAGGUGUACGGGCCAGAGCACAGUGAGGUGGCGGCGACGCUGCACAACAUGGCCACCGUCAUGGGGGACCAGAACAAGCUGGACGACGCGAUGCGGCUGUACGAGCGCGCGCUGCGGAUACAGGAGCAGGUGUAUGGGCCGGAGCACAGUGCGGUGGCGGUGACGCUGAACAAGUUGGGAGCCGUCAUGUGGGACCAGAACAAGCUGGACGAGGCGAUGCGGCUGUACGAGCGCGUGCUGCGGAUACGGGAGCAGGCGUACGGGCCGGAGCACAGUGAGGUGGCGAAGACGCUGAACAACUUGGCCAACGUCAUGCGGCAGCAGGGCAGGCCGGACGAGGCGAUGCGGUUGUACGAGCGCGCGCUGCGGAUCGACGAGCAGGUGUACGGGCCGGAGCACAGUGAGGUGGCGGCGACGCUGGUGAACAUGGGCCUCGUCAUGGGGGACCAGAACAAGCUGGACGAGGCGAUGCGGCUGUACGAGCGCGCGCUGCAGAUACAGGAGCAGGUGUACGGGCCGGAGCACCGUCAGGUGGCGGUGACGCUGUUCAGCAUGGCCGACGUCACGCGGCAGCAGAACAAGCUGGACGAGGCGAUGCGGCUGUACGAGCGCGUGCUGCAGAUAGAGGAGGUGUAUGGGCCGGAGCACAGUCUGGUGGCGGUGACGCUGGGUAACAUGGACGACAUCAGGAAGGAACUGGACGCACUGGGGCGUCAGUAG